Colletotrichum phormii is the source of this 1958-nucleotide messenger RNA. RefSeq names its product hydantoinase/carbamoylase family amidase. Bases 317 to 1648 code for a protein of 443 amino acids. The transcript has 3 exons. NCBI's taxonomy places the organism in Eukaryota, Fungi, Ascomycota, Sordariomycetes, Glomerellales, Glomerellaceae. Gene Ontology annotation, molecular function: hydrolase activity, acting on carbon-nitrogen (but not peptide) bonds, in linear amidines. The record is from RefSeq and is a predicted model, not a curated record.
CUGUCAUGAAGGGCGUUCAAGGCGUAGAAAUAUGACAAUGAGUGGGUGUGAACGACGUCUAAUCGGCUGACAUGCCAUAGCUGCUGUUUACCUACAUCCACGGCUGCGCUGCGCCGGUGCGAUACCCCGGUUUCGGGCGCAUUUGCCGGAGACAAGGUCCGGGGUCAGCGCCUUUGCCUAUCUCUCUUCACCCUCCUACAUCAACCCAACUGCGUCUGCCACCAUUUGCAAUUGAUAGAGACUCAUUGGCUCUCACUGAAAAGGGAUUGCAGUGUGUAGUUGUUAUAUUGAGUUUCUUAAGAGCAUCAUUUUCACCAUGAUCGCCCGCCUGAGGCCAGUGCUGUCUGUUUCCCGCCAGUUGAGGUCACUCUCAACCGCGCGGGGUUCCUUAUCUGGACUCAAGAUCAACACCGACAGGCUUCAAGAGACGAUUCAUCAUACCUGCCAAUGGGGUGCAGCACAUCGAUAUGGAAAGGGUGUGACAGAGACGGGCAUGGCCAGACUGGCGCUGUCCGACGAUGAUGCUCGCGUUAGAAAAUGGUUCGCUGAUGAGGUAGCAAGCCUUGACUGUGAACUUUCAAUCGACGAGAUGGGGAACAUGUUUGCGAAACGUCAAGGGGCGCUCAAGUCUUCCGCCCCGAUGACAGCCAUGGGGAGCCAUCUUGAUACCCAACCCCGCGGUGGCAGAUAUGACGGUAUUCUCGGCGUUCUGGCCGCUGUGGAGGUGAUGAGAACACUAAAGGACAACAACUUCAAGACGCAAUUUGAUGUUGGCAUCGUCAACUGGACCAACGAAGAAGGCGCCCGUUUCCCAAGAUCGAUGAUGUCCUCCGGUGUCUGGGCAGGUGAAAUCCCGCGGGAAAAGGCCUGGGACUUGGGCGACAUCUUCGACCCUUCUGUAACCGUCAAGUCCGAACUGGAACGACACGGCUACAUCGGCCCCCUCGCCUGCUCAAGCGACGCAUCAGCUGGAUACCCUCUGGGCGCGCAUUUCGAGUUGCACAUCGAGCAGGGCCCCAUCCUCGAGGAGAACGGCAGGAAGAUCGGCGUCGUGCAGGGCGCGCAGGCGUACCGCUGGUUCACCUUCACCAUCACGGGCCGCGACGCGCACACGGGCACCACGCCGUUGAAGUCCCGCAGGGACCCGUUGCUCGCGGCGUCAAAGAUGAUUGCUGCCUCCAAUGCCAUCGCAAAGGAACUCGGGGCGCUGGCGUCGACGGGUGUUCUCAAGAUCCCGCCCAGCUCAUCGACCAACACUAUCAUCUCGGAGGUCACAUUCACCCUCGAUAUCCGCCACCCCGAAGACGCAGUCGUCGAAGAGGUGCAGAGGCGAUGCAUCGAGUCGUUUGAGAAGAUCGCUGGGGAGGAUGGCCGCGGGGUUGAGAUGCAGUGGACCCUCGAUACCGAUUCGCCUGCGGUCAAGUUUGAUAAGGAGUGCAUCCAGGCCGUGGAGAGCGCGGCGAUUGAUCUUUUUGGGCCGGACGGCUGGCUGCCGUUGACGAGCGGCGCGGGGCAUGACAGCGUUUACACGAGCAAGCGGUGUCCGACUACGAUGAUUUUCGUCCCUUGCAAAGACGGUGUGAGCCAUCACCCUGAGGAGUAUUGCAGUCCGGAAGAUUGGUCAGUGAAUGCGCCCUUCGGGUUGUGAAAACCGUGAGCUAACUUUGCUGCAGUGCGAAUGGCACUCAGGCCCUGCUUGAAGCCGUUAUAAGCUACGACCAUUUCAGAGCUAGCAGGAAGUGAUGUUGUAUGAGAGGUUUUGAGAAGGAGAAAUUGAGAAUCGGCUGUUGGAAUCAUCUACCAGAAAUAUGUCAUUUUGCUCAUUCAAAAGAAAUAUUCCGCAUUGGAGAUUUGGGUGAGGUGAGUGUCUGUGAACAAACUCUCAGUGAGUGAGUGAGUCCAAGCACAUGCCUUAACUCCUGCAUCAAACUCAUCACAUGAAUGUCCUGAGCUGGCCC